Saccharomycopsis crataegensis is the source of this 255-nucleotide messenger RNA. RefSeq names its product Mic10p (gene MIC10). NCBI's taxonomy places the organism in Eukaryota, Fungi, Ascomycota, Saccharomycetes, Ascoideales, Saccharomycopsidaceae. Gene Ontology annotation, cellular component: mitochondrial inner membrane; MICOS complex; mitochondrion. The record is from RefSeq and is a predicted model, not a curated record. The transcript is spliced from 2 exons. Bases 1 to 255 code for a protein of 84 amino acids.
AUGUCUGAAGUCACACAGAAGAAAGUUUCCCCUCCAUCCCAACAACUUUUGAAUGACAAGUGGGAUGUCGUUCUCUCAAACACCCUUGUGAAGACUGGUUUGGGUUUCGGUUGUGGUGUCUUGGCCUCUGUCUUGGUUUUCAAAAGAAGAGCUUUCCCAGUGUGGUUAGGUGUUGGCUUUGGUUUGGGUAGAGGUUACGCCGAAGGUGAUGCUAUCUUCAGAUCCCCAGUUGGUUACCGUAAUGUCCAAGCUUAA